Pelmatolapia mariae (spotted tilapia) is the source of this 4389-nucleotide messenger RNA. RefSeq names its product RING finger protein 122-like. Lineage: Eukaryota; Metazoa; Chordata; Actinopteri; Cichliformes; Cichlidae. Gene Ontology annotation, molecular function: zinc ion binding. The transcript is spliced from 6 exons. Bases 877 to 1341 code for a protein of 154 amino acids. The record is from RefSeq and is a predicted model, not a curated record.
CGUGGGGAAGAGAGACGAGGAAGGAGAGUGAAUGUGAGAAGAAAAAAGAAAAAAAAGAAACCACAGGCGGAGAGAGGAGAGCCUAGGUCUGAGUUAACAUUGGCUGCAUUGUCUUCCUGCGUUGACAUACCUCCCCGUGUUCUGUGUUCACAGCAGGAAGCCGGGGGAAGAGAUGAGUUGCUGCUUUCCACGGGAACACUGAGAGGCUGCCCGCCUGCUUGGCUGGCUGUGCUGCCGGGAGAACCCGUCCACGUCCCUCCCUUUGUCUCUCCAUAAUUGGCAACGGCAGGUUUUCACAGCCAGAGAGGAGAAAAGCGGCGUGGAGAUCUAAAAGGAGCGGACAGAGGAGUGAGAAGAAAGGGAAAAGAGAACAGAAGAAGAGGAAGGGAAGGACAGCCUUGUCACAGUGUUUUGAAGGGGGAAACAAAGCCAGAGGCUCAUAACAAAAGUGCUGUAUGGGAUUUGGAAUACAUUUCCUUGUCUUGUCAGUGACAUUGGUGUCUUCUCAUCAGCACAACUCCACGUCGGAUUCUUUGUCAUGUGUUGGGAAUGCACAAAGGAGCACUUUAGUUUCUACCUCUGAUACAUUCGCAGCCGUCUGGGAGUCAAAAUCUCACAUAAGUGGAUGUUUUUUAUGACAUUCAUGGGGUAAAAUCAUCACAGCAGACAGAAAAAUUGUGUUCAAGGUCCUAGGCGUCUCUGAUCAGGUGUACUGACUCUAGACCACAAGGAUUUAACACAGGUAUAAGAGGAACCUGGAGGCGGACAUCAUUUUCAGUGCUGGAAACAUUCCCAGAAAAGUUGUGCAAAUCAUAGUUUGUGAUACUGGAACGGCUUACUGGGUUUGCUAUAUGAACAUUUCUAUAUGAACAUUUGAUGCAUCCUGUCCACUGGUGUAACGGGUGUCUAUGUAACCUCGGACUGCAGAACUCUGAUCCUUACUACAAGAUGACAUCAGAAACAUUGUACGAACUGCCGCUCAACGUCUACAUAAUCAUCCUGGGCAUCGGCCUCUUCAUCCUCAUGCUCAGCCUCAUCUUCUGCUGCUACCUGUUCAGACUGAGGCGACGAGGUGCUAGAGGGCAGUAUGGCUACAACGAGGUUGUUUUAAAAGGAGCGGAGAAGAAACUGAGCCUACUUGGUCAAACAUGUGCGGUGUGCUUGGAAGAGUUCCGCAGCAGGGACGAGCUUGGAGUGUGCCCGUGUUCCCAUGCUUUUCACAAAAAGUGUCUGCUAAAAUGGUUAGAGAUUCGCAGCGUGUGCCCCAUGUGCAACAAGCCCAUUUGUCGCCUCCAGCCUGACCACCAGCAACCAGUGCCUCAGAGUCUCCUGGAGGUCUGAGAAUGGAGCGUACGUCCAGCAGCACUCCACAGCUCUUCAGUCACUUGACCUGUCACUGUACAGAAUCCUGUUCCACAAUCUGACACACAGUACUUUUAGUAAUGUGAGUAUUUAUGAGGCAGAGCUCUUCUGAAAGUGGAAAUAAAUAUAGAUAUGAGAGUAAAUAAGGAAAGCCAAAGAACAUUCCCGGCAAACUGAAUAAGGUGAGAGAUGGGAAUGGUAAUCACAUUUAAUCUGUAUGUACACGGCAGUAGGUAGAAAUCAACCAAAGGCAGAAAAAAGGAGAAAGUUCGAAAAUAACCAGCCAUCUCCUAUGGCUUUCCCAUCGUUGGGGUUCCUUCCACCAGAUGUGCACAAGAUUAUGUGCCCAAAACAAGGUAACUUUACUGUUAACAUCAUACAGAAUUCAAACCUCUCUCUCCCACCUGAAGGUCCUGCAUGUCCCUGCUUGGAAUUCAUUUCUUUAGAUAAAAGGUGUACAUUUUGCAAAAACAUGUCUAAUUUAGUUUGGUGUUAUUCUCCCUUUGUGCAGCCAUGCACAGCUCCGAGUGCUCUCGGUAUGUUUGGAUCACCCGUUGGAAGUCCCAUUCAUGACUAGCUUUGCAGACACAAAACAGACUUUUUUUAAGUCAAACUAACGCAACCAUGAUAGCGAUGAUCAUCAGUAUCGACAGUAGCUGGGAAUGGCCCAGAGACCAGAAAGCAGUUUCUAGUGGAGGACUUGUUUAAGGCCAAAAAGGCAUAUCAGGUCAGAAGGUAGCACCAAGUUUUUCAGUUUUGGCUCUCUUCAAGUUUGUCCUCUUUUCCCAGCCUACAUCAAGUGAGGUUUGACUGUUUUGAACAGAGGUGGAAGAGAUUCAGUGAGCAUCCACCUGGGCACACCAAGAGUUAGCAAUCCAAGUGGAGCAGAUGUGGAGGGAGAGGUGCAGCACUUCACAGUGGGAUAAUCUGGAGUCAGAUUUAAAUAAAGCUACUUUUUAAUGGUGUGGUCACAGAAUUAUUACUUCACCUCUUGGCGAUCAGCUAUUCCAGUCUGUGCGGAUCACCUCGCCGAUCAUGAGCUAGCUUUUUAAAGCCUGAAAACAAAACCCAGAGAAAGUGCAGCAGUCCACUUUCCUCUGCAACUGCUGGAUUACAGCAUGCUGGGAGGUUAUCGAUUUUCUUUUUUUUCAUUGUUGCCAAAACGAUUUUGUCCACUGUAGCUUUAACACAGUCAAGCCAGAUGUGUAAACUAAUGGACAAGUGCCUUCAAGAUGCAUACAAUGCAAAGCCCACUAAAAACAGAUGAAGUAUUUAAGAGACUUUGUAAUAUAAAAGAGAAAAAGAAACUGGAUUUGAAGUGAAAAAUGUAGCAUUCAUGUAGUUUUGCCAAAAAAACAGACAAACAACAAAAACAACAAUAACUCAGACCACAAAUCAUGCUUCCCUUCAUCAACCUGUGAUGACAAAGUUGUUACGAUUCGUGUUUGAAAUUCAGUUUGCUGGUUAUGGUGGAAGAGUCUGUGCUACGUGUGAACAGUGAAUGCGAAACUUGUCAGACAUAAGUCUAAACUUCAGACUUCAAAAGGCUCCAGUUUAAUAUAGACACAAGUUUUGCUUCAGGUUAAUGUUCUCUGGCUCCAGCCACCAAACUUUUGUGCAAUUUAAAGACAGCGUCAUCAUCAGCAGUAUAUGAACAGGAUCAUUAGCAGAGAUACCAGCUAGUUGUCACUAGUUAACACAAACUUGCUGAUCAAGUGGGGUCAGAUAAUAUAGCUUUACUGUAACUGAACUAAUGAGAUUAUUUCUGCCUUCAGAGCAGCUCUGCCUCUGAGAAAUGUUUGUAUGACAAACUCCAGUCUGCUUGUUUUUUUCCUUUUUUUUGUUUUUUUUUACUUUACCCAAAAAUGACAUGCAGCUCCUUGUGAAUAUGAUUUGCUUUGAUCGUUUGCUACAUUUUCAUAGAGCCUGAGAAAAAAAGUACAGUCUCUUGACAAUGUUAUGAAGCGAUCUGAACCUCCUUUGUCUCAGUGUGAUGAGACGACAACGAUGAUGAUGAUGAUAAUGAAUGCAGAGACUGUAAAGAAAGUGCAAAAUGACCCACAGGGCUGAUUUAACUUAAGGAAAUGGGAUUAUUGUGAACUAACAAGAGGAAGAGGUGUAUUUAUUCAGGUGUAUCUACUAUUUCUCAGUCAGCUCUGUACUAUAUUGGGUUGCCAAGCUGAGUGAAGGUAGCCAUGUCCCAAAUGACAAGACAGUUGAUUCAUAUAGGCUCUGACAGAAAAGAGCUGCUUGUUCAUCUACAGCUAAGGGUCUCGAGUGACUCACCCACUAAAAUAUACCUGAUUUUGAUAUUUGUUUCUUCUUUAAAAAAAAAAAAAUCAUAACAAGGUUUCAGUAAAAAUAUACUGUGAGUCUGUGAUGACACAGCACUUUUGCAGGAGUGCUAACAUGAACUAAUUCACCUUUAAGGCAAUCUUAGCUCCCCAUGUCUGAAGAGCUACACUUGCUAAAGUAAGAAGGGACUGCAGUGACAUGAAAGAGCCUGUCCGAGAACAAGUGAGGUACAUCAUAAAUAUAAUUCUCUGUAUUCACCAUGUUAUACAGGUUAAGUACUGUGUAAACUGUAACUAUAACUGUUUCUGACUUCUAAAAUAUAUUCAGUACAAUCAGCUUUUUGAUAAGGUUGUCUGGAUCCACGUCUUUUUUUUUGUCUAGAUUUGUUACAUGUACACAGUUAAAACUGUUUAUUUCUAUGUUGUCAUUUUAAUAUAUGAAAGAAAAACCUGUUGGUACUCUCGCUAUAUUUUAGCAACUCUGAUCUUUUACAAUGUGUCCUCAUACAGAAUAAUCACAGUGUUAUAACCAAUGAGGUGCCACCUUAUCGGUGCUAUAUAAAUGUACCCACCAAUAAUUCUGUGUAAGUUUAAAUACAGUUUGUUGUUAUCUUUAUAGCAGUGUCUUUGGUGUUGACAACCUCAGCCUGUUGGUUCGUCUCUCCAUCAAACACUUUGAGCUUUGAAGAAACCAGACAAUUAUUGUACCGCUAUGGGAUGCUGUAAAAACCAU